Messenger RNA from Coprinopsis cinerea okayama7#130, 603 nucleotides. RefSeq lists its product as hypothetical. The record is from RefSeq and is a predicted model, not a curated record. The coding region runs from base 1 to 603 and encodes 200 amino acids. The transcript has 2 exons. NCBI's taxonomy places the organism in Eukaryota, Fungi, Basidiomycota, Agaricomycetes, Agaricales, Psathyrellaceae.
AUGACGCUCCAACAUCGUCGGCACAGCUCACCUUUGACGACGAAUUCUCCACUUUCCGACUUUCCAACAACCUCCCUUACUGCCCCGAUCAACAGCGCUGAGUUUGACACGUUCCUAUCCAGCAUGAACCUUGUGCCAGCCUCGUCGUCACAAAUUCCUCAUGCUGGUCCAAGUGCCUGGGCUUCAGAUUUGAGUGGUUCGACCUGGGCUUUACCUCCUCUUCACCCUCCACCCUCGUCUCAAGAACCUCCUUCUCCUCAGGCUCCGCUAUCCAUCGCGAUAAAUCCAGGCGAUGCACUUGCUAUGGGGACCGCCUCGAGUGCUGAUGGUGCUACAGGCCAACCCUCUGGCUCUGUAAGCAUUGGCCUUGCUGAAGCGUCGUCUUCCAGUCUUGCCACCGUCGCUAUCCCACCUACGCGCCGCAUCAGCAGCCGGAAACGAGCUCAGGUGGACUUUCGACCCAGAUUAGUAGCAGGAGGGAAGCGAUCACCGAAGGAGAAGAAAAAACAUGGUUGGGAUAUUGUUGAUGUGGGCUCAGAUGAGGAAGACGAAGACCCACUUGAUGCGAUUCAUAAACGUAAGCGUAGAAAAGGGACGAAUUAG